Vigna radiata var. radiata (mung bean) is the source of this 998-nucleotide messenger RNA. Its product is annotated as cytosolic sulfotransferase 15-like. The coding region runs from base 18 to 998 and encodes 326 amino acids. Gene Ontology annotation, biological process: sulfation. NCBI's taxonomy places the organism in Eukaryota, Viridiplantae, Streptophyta, Magnoliopsida, Fabales, Fabaceae. Gene Ontology annotation, cellular component: cytoplasm. The transcript has a single exon. Gene Ontology annotation, molecular function: sulfotransferase activity. The record is from RefSeq and is a predicted model, not a curated record.
UCAUAUUCUAUAUUACAAUGGCUUUGGCAAGUGNCAAACAAGCAAAUGAAGAGAAUGAGCUAAUGCUCGCCCUUCCAAAGGAGAGGGGUUUGUAUGGAGGUCCCUAUCUCCAUCUAUUUCAAGAUUUUUGGUGCCCAUCAUUCUAUUUUCAAGGAGUGAUCAACUUUCAAAAACAUUUUCUUGCAAAAGACAAUGAUGUUUUUGUUGCCAGCUUUCCAAAAUCAGGUACUACCUGGUUGAAAGCCCUUACUUUCGUCAUUGUAAACCAUCAACGUUUUUCCUCUUUUGAGAAUCAUCCAUUACUUUCUUCCAAUCCUCAUGAACUUGUGUCUUCCCCUGAAUUCAUCUUGUCUCAUGAUUUGCAUGACCAGCUUCUUUCCCUCUCCAACAUGACUGAGCCAAGACUUUUUUCUACUCACUUACCAUUCUCUUCAUUACCUAAAACUAUCACAGAUUCCAACUGCAAGAUCAUUUAUAUAUGUAGAAAUCCAUUUGAUACUUUUGUUUCAGCAUGGGAAUUUUCUACUAAAAUAAAGUCAGUGUCUUUACCUGCAUUAACAUUUGAGGAAGCAUUUGAAAAGUUCUGCAAUGGGAUAUCAGGGUUUGGUCCAUGGUGGAGCCAUAUGCUAGGUUAUUGGAAUGAGAGCAUAACUAGACCAGACAAAGUUUUGUUCUUAAAAUAUGAAGAUCUUAAAGAGGAUACAGUGUUUCAUGUGAAAAGAAUGGUAGAGUUUUUGGGCUCUUCUGUCACUAUAGAAGAAGAGGGCACCACAGUGAUUGAAAACAUGAUCAACCUAUGCAGAUUUGAGAAGAUGAAGGAUUUGGAAGUGAAUCAAUCAGGAUAUAUACACAAUAUUGCAGAGAAGAAAAACUUCUUUCGGAAGGGUAAAGUAGGAGAUUGGAUAAAUUAUUUUUCUCCAUCUAUGAUAGAAAAGUUCUCGAAAAUCAUUGAAGAAAAGUUAAGUGGAUCAGGUCUAUCAUUUAAAGUUCAUUCCUAG